CCGGUGACUUCACACAGGGAUUAGUCUCCUUGCAUCUGUCCUCGCCUGAAUGGACAGGGAGACUUUCGCGUGUGCCACGAAGUUUUUCCGCGACUACAGCGGCCCGACGCGGGGCGCCGCCUGCCAGCCUCACAACCAUGUGGACUACAUCGAGAAGCCGGAGACGUUCACCUACGCGGAUUUUUUCAAGGAUUACUUGAUCCCCAACGACCCUUGCGUCUUCUCCGCCAAGUUCACGGAGGGCUGGGCCAGCCGGAGGAAGUGGGUCACGCCGGACGGGAAACCCAACCUGGAUUAUCUCCUGCGAACCUUCGGCGAGGCUGUAGUCCCCGUGGCCAACUGCGAUGUCAAGGAGUACAAUUGUAACCCAAAGGAACACCUUAAGCUCAAGGAGUACAUAAGCUAUUGGAAGGAACACAUUAAAAAAAGCUAUCGCUCUGCCCGCGGAUGCCUUUACCUCAAGGAUUGGCACCUGCAAAGGACAUUUCCGGAUCAGGAAGUCUACACCACGCCGAUCUACUUCUCCUCUGAUUGGUUGAAUGAAUAUUGGGAAGCCAUCGCUGUGGAUGACUACCGGUUUGUCUACAUGGGACCUAAAGGCUCAUGGACACCCUUCCACGCCGACGUCUUCCGCUCUUACAGCUGGUCAGCCAACAUCUGCGGCAAAAAGAAAUGGCUGGUUUUCCCCCCAGGCCAAGAAGAGUUUCUGAAAGACCACCAUGGUCACCUGCCGUUCGACAUCACUGCUCCCGACCUGAAGAACGGCUCCCUGUAUCCUCGCUACGCUCAGAGCAGCCCUCCGGUCGAAAUCAUACAGGAAGCUGGCGAGAUCGUCUUCAUCCCGAGCGGUUGGCACCAUCAGGUUUACAAUCUGGAAGAUACCAUCUCCAUCAACCACAACUGGGUGAACGGAUGCAACGUGGCCAUCAUGUGGAGCUUCCUCCAGGACGAACUCGCCGCCGUCCAGCGGGAGAUCAAAGAAUGGAAAGAGAGCAUGGAAGACUGGCACCUGCAAUGCCAGGUGCUGAUGAAGUCCUACACGGGCAUCGACUACAAAGAAUUCUACAACUUCCUGAAGAUCAUUGCGGAAAACCGCAUCUUCGUGCUGGAGCACCACCACUCCGAAGAUGACGCCUCCAAGCGCUCAUCCAGGGCCGCCCUCUCCAGCCUGGGGAUGCUCCACGCGGUGUUCGACCUCAAAAGGACCGCAAAAGUCUUGGCCUCCUUGAACGCCAACGAAGAAUUCAAGAAGCUCAAGCCCGAAGCCCUCUCGCCCUGCCCGCAGGCUCUCCUGCACCGCCUGAAGGCCGCGAUCGACACGGCCCUCCUCUGAAGCCCCCCCGGCGAGCGCUUUCGGUCUGCAAACGGCCUUUCCUUUGCAAGAUGGCUGCAUGCAAGUAUUAUCCUCUUUCCCCCCCC
Molecule: messenger RNA, 1419 nt
Organism: Pseudonaja textilis
Lineage: Eukaryota; Metazoa; Chordata; Lepidosauria; Squamata; Elapidae
Gene: JMJD4
Product: jumonji domain containing 4
Biological process (GO): protein hydroxylation; positive regulation of translational termination
Cellular component (GO): cytoplasm; nucleus
Molecular function (GO): 2-oxoglutarate-dependent dioxygenase activity; sequence-specific DNA binding
Source: RefSeq, a predicted model, not a curated record